CGUCGCUGUCGAUUGAGAUAGAACGGUCGUCCCAGUCUCUCCUCCAAAGCAGCCAUGUCCGCCAACAUGUUCUCCCGCCGAGUGCUGCAGGCAACCACGCGGCGAUUGGCCGUCGCGAACCCCUCCACCUUCAGCAAGACUCCUCUGUCAAGAUUAUCUGCUCCGGCAGCCAUAGCGAUGGGUCAACAUCUCCAAUAUAGACAAGCAGCAACAACUCCCAUCUCGCAAUCCGCCGGCUCCGAGAUCCUCGCCGAACAGCGCCGCCACCGUCCCGUCUCUCCUCAUCUAUCCAUCUACCGGCCACAAAUAACAUGGUACAUGUCGAUGUUCCACCGUAUCACAGGCGCCACGCUCUCUGUCGGGAUCUACGCCUUUGGCGCCGCAUACCUCGUCGCACCUCUGUUCGGCUGGCAUUUGGAGAGCGCAACCCUCGCCGCUAGUUUCGCCAGCUUGCCCAUCUUCGCAAAGAUCCUCUUCAAGACGCUCGCGGCAUACCCAUUUACUUACCACGGCUUGAACGGUAUUAGACAUCUGGUCUGGGAUACUGGUGCGGCCAUGACGAACAAGCAGGUCAUUGUGACAGGAUGGACCACGAUCGGUUUGGCGACUGUGGCUGCUCUGGCUUUGGUGUUUAUGUGAGAAGUAUCCCAUAAGAUGUACAUAAAUUCGAAUACUUGACCGUUCAAGCCUACGCCGCGCAUCGCGGAGCAUACAUUCCGUAUCGUUGUUUUCAUUUUCCUUCCCGGUGACCUUGCAAGCUGCACGCAUCACACAUCCUGUGCUGCACUUGUGACCGUCAGAUUAUUUCCAAAGUCAAGGUUGAAUUGCGGGAAAGAGCAGAAGAACAAGUGCAGCCACAAGACUGCACAGGAUCUGUUUGCGCCAACACGGUAUCGAUCAAUGUGGGUAUCGUACAAUUGAACAUUAUGUAUUUACCUGGCCGGCUCUAUGUGCCAGUUUUCAC
Molecule: messenger RNA, 964 nt
Organism: Exophiala xenobiotica
Lineage: Eukaryota; Fungi; Ascomycota; Eurotiomycetes; Chaetothyriales; Herpotrichiellaceae
Product: succinate dehydrogenase, cytochrome b556 subunit
Exons: 3
Coding region: 55-639 (194 amino acids)
Biological process (GO): tricarboxylic acid cycle; mitochondrial electron transport, succinate to ubiquinone
Cellular component (GO): membrane
Molecular function (GO): electron transfer activity; succinate dehydrogenase activity
Source: RefSeq, a predicted model, not a curated record